GACGCGCUUGCAAAAAAAAAAAAAGAAAAAUUACUUUUUCAUAGCUCUGCUUGUAAUUAACUAAUUUGCAGUGUUGUUGCAUGUACAACUGUACUUAUAAACAGUUGGCGCAUGUGUUUGUAAACAAUUUAAGCGAAACACGCGCAUACUUUAACCAAUUCCAAGUGUGAAAAAAUUAUAGCAGAGCUCUGAGCACGCUUUUGCCGCCGCCGCUUUGUUGUUUUGGCGCCCGAAUUCGCGACGCACACGAAAAUUUUGCGUGCAUCUGUAAUUUUGGCUGCGUAAGCUAAAAAAUGGUAGAUCGCAGUGAUAAUGCAGCGGAAUCCUUUGACGAUGCCGUCGAGGAGCGUGUCAUUAACGAGGAGUACAAGAUUUGGAAAAAGAAUACACCUUUUCUGUACGAUUUGGUAAUGACCCAUGCUCUGGAAUGGCCUUCUCUAACGGCACAAUGGUUGCCAGAUGUCACCAAACAAGAUGGCAAAGAUUAUUCGGUCCAUCGGCUUAUAUUGGGUACACACACCUCGGAUGAACAGAAUCAUUUGCUUAUUGCCAGCGUUCAGUUGCCAAGCGAGGAUGCACAAUUCGAUGGCUCGCACUAUGACAACGAGAAGGGUGAAUUUGGAGGUUUCGGCUCUGUGUGCGGUAAAAUCGAAAUUGAGAUCAAAAUCAACCACGAAGGCGAGGUUAAUCGGGCUCGCUAUAUGCCACAAAAUGCUUGUGUCAUUGCUACCAAAACUCCAUCGAGCGAUGUGCUCGUCUUUGACUACACAAAGCAUCCAAGCAAGCCCGAACCUUCCGGUGAAUGCCAACCCGAUUUACGUCUGCGAGGACAUCAAAAGGAGGGCUACGGUCUCUCUUGGAAUCCCAACUUAAAUGGUUAUUUGUUGUCGGCCUCCGAUGAUCACACCAUCUGCUUGUGGGACAUUAAUGCUACACCUAAGGAGCAUCGCGUUAUUGAUGCCAAGAAUAUAUUCACUGGCCACACUGCCGUCGUUGAGGAUGUCGCUUGGCAUUUGCUGCAUGAAUCUCUCUUCGGUUCGGUGGCCGAUGAUCAGAAACUCAUGAUUUGGGAUACACGCAACAACAACACCUCGAAGCCAUCGCACACUGUCGAUGCCCAUACGGCUGAAGUAAACUGCUUAAGCUUCAAUCCAUACUCAGAGUUCAUAUUGGCCACAGGCUCGGCGGACAAAACGGUUGCCUUGUGGGAUUUGCGUAAUCUCAAGCUAAAACUACAUUCCUUUGAGUCGCACAAGGAUGAAAUCUUUCAGGUGCAAUGGUCACCCCAUAACGAAACCAUUUUGGCUUCCUCGGGCACCGAUCGACGUCUACAUGUUUGGGAUCUGUCGAAAAUUGGCGAGGAGCAGAGCUCCGAGGAUGCCGAAGAUGGGCCGCCAGAGCUUCUAUUCAUACACGGCGGUCACACGGCAAAAAUCAGCGACUUCUCCUGGAAUCCAAAUGAGCCAUGGAUCAUUUGCUCAGUCUCCGAGGAUAACAUUAUGCAAGUGUGGCAAAUGGCGGAGAAUGUGUACAACGAUGAGGAGCCCGAGAUACCCGCCACCGAACUGGAAACCAAUGCCGCUUAAAGCAAUCACAGUUCA
Drosophila busckii is the source of this 1601-nucleotide messenger RNA. It is a transcript of the gene Caf1-55, whose product is annotated as probable histone-binding protein Caf1. Gene Ontology annotation, cellular component: NuRD complex; ESC/E(Z) complex; nucleus. Lineage: Eukaryota; Metazoa; Arthropoda; Insecta; Diptera; Drosophilidae. The record is from RefSeq and is a predicted model, not a curated record. Gene Ontology annotation, molecular function: histone binding. The transcript has 3 exons. Bases 294 to 1586 code for a protein of 430 amino acids. Gene Ontology annotation, biological process: regulation of gene expression.